GUGCCUGACGGCACCUCGCUGCGCCGUAAAGCGCCGCCGGCGCCCAAGUGUGCGUGUUGCCGCGACUACUUCCGGGAGGCUGCAGUCGGGAGCUGGGCACCGGGACCAUGGGCAAGCGCGGGACCCGGAGGCAGCUGCUCAGCGACCUGACGAAGAAGCAGAAGAAGCAUCUCCGGGACUUCGGCGAGGAGCACCCCUUCUACGACAGGGUUUCUGGAAAGGAAGCAAAGCCGCAGAUUUGCAAACUGUCAGAAAAUUCAGAUACAUCGAAUUCUGAAAGUGAAUCAGAGAGUGAACCAGAACAAGUUUCUGGGUACCACAGACUACUUGCUACAUUAAAGAAUGCUUCUGAAGAAGAGGAGGAGGAAGAGGAGGAGGAAGACAGUGUAGAUGAUGCAGAAGCGAAUGAAGAAUGUGUCAGUAGCGAUGUCUGUGAGGAAGAAGAGACAGCAGCAGAGUCAGCUGGGAGGCAAGGGAAAGUGACCUUAUGUGCCGACGCCGAGGGAAAUGAUGGAGAUCAGGAGGCUCCUGGCACAUCGCAAAAACCUCCAGCCGAGUUCACAGAUGCGAAACAUGAGGCGCUCUUCAGCCUGGAGACCAAUUUUCUUGAUGAGGAAGGUGGAGACAACUUCUGUCUGAAAGUGUCUCAAGAUCCAUUUGUACAACAUGUGAACAAGGAACUGAAGGAAAAAGAAAUUCAGACGCUUCCAGCAACCCCCAUUACUACCCAUCAGCUAAAAUGGCCCACUCUGGGGCAGCUCGUCUUCUCCUCCAGGUUUCAGAAGAUGGAAACGUUUAAGCCCCCGAAGGAGGUUGACCUGAAGUCCCUACAUCUCCAGGCGCCGCUGGAGUCCACAUGGACCAAGACCAAUGGCCAGAAAGGCAGGUGCCCCUUCAGCCCCCUCCAGAAAGAGCUCUUCCUGAUCAUGAACUCCUACCGGGACCUGUUCUACCCGGAGCAGACGGCGCUGGGGAACGGGGAGGAGGUCCGCCGCGUGUACUGCCUGCACGUGCUGAACCACGUGCUCAAGGCCAACGCUCGCGUGCUCAGCAACAACAGCAGGCGGCGGUCAGAGCCCGGGUGGAGCGAUGACGAUGAUGACUUCCGGGACCAGGGGCUGACCAGGCCCAAGGUACUGAUAGUGGUGCCGUUCCGGGAAGCUGCCCUGCGCGUGGUGCAGCUCUUCAUCAGCCUCUUCGAGGGUGACAGCAAGAAGAAGAUCAUUGUGAGCAACAAAAAGAGAUUUCAGAGCGAAUACGGGUCAGACCCCGAGGAGAGACCGCCGAACCUGAAGAGACCUGAGGACUACGAGGCUGUGUUCAUGGGUAACAUCGACGACCACUUCAGGAUUGGAGUGGCCAUGCUGCAGAGGAGCAUCCGGCUCUACGCUCCCUUCUACGCCUCCGACGUCCUCAUCGCCUCCCCGCUGGGCCUGAGGACCAUCAUUGGUGCAGAAGGAGAGAAGAAGAGAGAUUUUGACUUUCUGUCUUCCAUCGAGCUGCUCAUCAUCGAUCAGGCUGACGUUUACCUGAUGCAGAACUGGGAGCACGUGCUGCACUUGAUGGACCACAUGAACCUCCUGCCCCGGGACUCCCAUGGGGUGGACUUCUCUCGAGUGCGGGUGUGGAGCCUCAAUAACUGGGCCAGGUACUAUCGACAGACGCUGCUGUUUGGGGCUCUGCAGGAUGCGCAGAUCAACUCGGUGUUUAGCAAGUACUGCGUCAACUUGCAAGGCCAGGUGGCCGUGCGGAAUGUCCCCGUGACGGGCUCCAUCAGUCACGUGCUGGUGCAGCUCCCACACGUGUUCCAGAGGAUGGACACUGAGAACCUGGCGACCGUGAUGGAUGCCAGGUUCAACUUUUUCGUGAACAAGAUUCUGCCUCAGUACCGCGACGCCGUCAUGUCGCACACGCUCGUCUACGUGCCCUCCUACUUCGACUUCGUGCGUCUCCGGAACUACUUCAGGAGGGAGGAGCUGAGCUUCACCCACAUCUGCGAGUACAGCCAGCGGCCUGCGGUCUCCAGGGCCAGGCACUUCUUCCUUCAUGGAGAGAAGCAGUUCCUGCUCCUCACGGAGCGCUUCCAUUUCUACAAAAGGUAUACCAUCAAAGGCAUCAGGAACUUGAUAUUCUACGAGCUGCCGACCUACCCUCACUUCUACAGUGAAGUCUGCAACAUGCUGAGAGCCACCAGCAGGGGAGAGGAAGCCACGUGGACCUGCACCGUCCUCUACUCCAAGUAUGACGCCCAGCGCCUGGCAGCCGUGGUGGGCAUGGAGCGGGCAGCACAGAUGCUGCAGUCCAAGAAGAACGUCCACCUCUUCAUCACUGGAGAGCAGUGAGCCAAGGUCAGCAGGUGCUGCUGCGCUGAUGGAGGAGCCGUUCCUGACCUCCCGCAGGAGAAGGGCGGGAAGGAAAGGACGCGGGGGCAGUUCUUUGUUGCCAACCCUUCCUUCUCAGUCCUGUGUCCCUGAAGAGUUAGGUGUUAACUAUAUUUUGUGAGGUCAGCGGGGACCUACAUGGACUCUGAGAAAUUGUGAACUUAUCUUUUUGUAAGCCAUAAGUUUUUGUGUACCUCUAAUUUAUUACACUUGGCGGAUUCUUUCAGAUUUGUCUGUUUGACCCUUCUUGGAGUAAAGCAUACAUGUCAUUGCCUGUGAGCACAGAUUAGAAGAAAUCCAAAUACUUCUAAUGGCUAGGUGUGGUCUUAUUAAUUUUGGAUGGUACAGAUCUUGUGAUGCUUAUUUUUCUCCAGCCAAGCAUGGUGGUGCACACUUGUAAUCCCAGCACUGGGGAGACUGAGGCAAAGGAUUGUCAUGAGUUU
This is a messenger RNA of Fukomys damarensis (Damara mole-rat), 2824 nucleotides long. RefSeq names its product UTP25 small subunit processor component (gene Utp25). The transcript is spliced from 12 exons. Bases 108 to 2342 code for a protein of 744 amino acids. Gene Ontology annotation, cellular component: small-subunit processome; nucleolus. NCBI's taxonomy places the organism in Eukaryota, Metazoa, Chordata, Mammalia, Rodentia, Bathyergidae. The record is from RefSeq and is a predicted model, not a curated record. Gene Ontology annotation, biological process: maturation of SSU-rRNA from tricistronic rRNA transcript (SSU-rRNA, 5.8S rRNA, LSU-rRNA). Gene Ontology annotation, molecular function: rRNA binding; U3 snoRNA binding.